AUGUCCAGCCACUCCUUCAUCCAUACACCCACUCCUUCAUCCAUACACCCACCCCUUCAUCCAUACACCCACUCCUUCAUCCAUACAGCCACUCCUUCAUCCAUACAGCCACUCCUUCAUCCAUACACCCACUCCUUCAUCCAUACAGCCACUCCUUCAUCCAUACAGCCACUCCUUCAUCCAUACAGCCACUCCUUCAUCCAUACAGCCGCUCCUUCAUCAAUACAGCCACUCCUUCAUCAAUACAGCCACUCCUUCAUCCAUACACCCACUCCUUCAUCCAUACAGCCACUCCUUCAUCCAUACACCCACUCCUUCAUCCAUACACCCACUCCUUCAUCCAUACACCCACUCCUUCAUCCAUACACCCACUCCUUCAUCCAUACACCCACUCCUUCAUCCAUACACCCACUCCUUCAUCCAUACACCCACUCCUUCAUCCAUACACCCACUCCUUCAUCCAUACACCCAAUCCUUCAUCAUUCAGCCGCUCCUUCAUCCAUACAGCCACUCCUUCAUCAAUACAGCCACUCCUUCAUCCAUACACCCACUCCUACAUCCAUACAGCCACUCCUUCAUCCAUACACCCACUCCUUCAUCCAUACACCCACUCCUUCAUCCAUACACCCACUCCUUCAUCCAUACACCCACUCCUUCAUCCAUACACCCACUCCUUCAUCCAUACAGCCACUCCUUCAUCCAUACACCCACUCCUUCAUCCAUACACCCACUCCUUCAUCCAUACAGCCACUCCUUCAUCCAUACAGCCACUCCUUCAUCAAUGCACCCACUCCUUCAACCAUACAGCCACUCCUUCAUCCAUACAGCCACUCCUUCAUCCAUACAGCCACUCCUUCAUCCUUACACCCACUCCUUCAUCCAUACAGCCACUCCUUCAUCCAUACACCCACUCCUUCAUCCAUACAGCCACUCCUUCAUCCAUACACCCACUCCUCCCCUCUCACGACCACAACUCCACCCAUACACCCACUCCUCUAUCCCUACACCCACUCCUCCAUCCAUACGCCCACUCCACCCUUCUCACGCUCACUUCCCCCGUCUCACACCUACUCCACCCCUCUCACACCCACUCCUCCAUUCCUUCACCUAGUACUCCAUCCUCACACCCACUGCUCCUUUCUUACACCCACUCCUCCAUCCUUACACCCACUCCCCUAA
This is a messenger RNA of Haliotis rufescens (red abalone), 1179 nucleotides long. RefSeq names its product putative proline-rich protein 21. The record is from RefSeq and is a predicted model, not a curated record. Bases 1 to 1179 code for a protein of 392 amino acids. The transcript has 2 exons. NCBI's taxonomy places the organism in Eukaryota, Metazoa, Mollusca, Gastropoda, Lepetellida, Haliotidae.